GAGGCUUUCUCAUCCAACCAAAAUAUUUCAAUUUCAUCUCUUUAAAAAUGUCAUAUAGUGAAAGCUUAUCAGAGAGUUCUGAUUCGUCAGAUUCGAAUGAGUUUGAUGAAUGGCAUGAACGAGUGAUUCAGUCAAAUCGCUAACUUGACGACAUCAUGAUUGAAUUACUCACAACCAUGCCAGAUAUGAUCUUAAGAGAUCAUCCUCAUACAAGAAGGAGGUAUUGCAAUCGGGAACGUGAGCAGGGCGAGGCACGUUUGAUGCAAGACUACUUUGUUGAUAACCCAAAGUAUGAUCAAGCAACUUUUCGGCGUAGAUUUCGAAUGCAGAAUUCCUACGUAUAGUGGCUGCCAUAACGGCCAAUGAUAGAUAUUUUCAACAAAGAUGUGAUGCCACAGGAAGACAAGGUCUUUCACCAUUGUAGAAAUGUACUGGAGUCAUGCGGGUGGUAGCGUAUGGAACAUCAGCAGAUGCAUAAGAUGAAUAUUUGAGAAUGAGUGAAACUGUAACGAGGGACUCUCUUAUAAAGUUUGUAGAAGGUGUUAUUUCAUGCUUCAGUCAAGAGUACCUUAGAAGGCCAAAUGAUGAUGAUUUAGCAAGACUACUACAUGUUGGAGCAGAACGUGGAUUCCCAGGAAUGGUAGGCAGCAUUGACUGUAUGCAUUGGGAAUGGAAAAAUUGUCCCACCGCUUGGGAUGGGCAAUAUGCAGGUAGAAGCGGUAAACCAACAGUUAUUUUAGAAGCUAUUGCAUCAUAUGACCUAUGGAUAUGGCACGCGUUCUUCGGAACACCAGGUCGAGCACCAAAUAUGAGUUACAUAGUGGAUGGUCGGGAAUAUAAUAGGACAUAUUAUCUCACUAACGGCAUAUAUCCUUCAUGGGCUGCCUUUGUCAAGUCCAUAACCUCUCCACAACUUCAAAAACAUAAGUUAUUCGCUCUACAUCAAGAGGCCGAUAGAAAAGAUGUUGAGCGAGCAUUUGGAGUUCUACAAGCUUGGUUUGCAUUUCUUCGACACCCAUUUCUUGUGUGGGACAAGGAUACGAUGGGUAAAAUUAUGAUCGCAUGUAUAAUCAUUCAUAAUAGGAUCUUUGAGGAUGAACGGGACACAUACCUUCACUAUUAUGAUCCAUCUGAAUUUCUAAAUGAUACGCCUACAAACCAGCAACGAACAAGCUCUAUUGAAGAUGGUGGACAAUCUUUUCAAUACUCCACUGAACGAAUUGCAAACCUAUCUAGUUAUAUGACUAAUAGGGCAUAACUUUGCAACAGAGAAACUCAUAUCGCUCUAAAAAACGAUUUAAUUAAGCAUAUAUGGCAAAAAUUUUCCAAUGAGGAAUGAUUAUGUAAUUUCUAUUUUAUGUCCUUGUAAUUUUACAUUAAUUGUUAUGUAAUAUUUCUUUUUUAUUU
Molecule: messenger RNA, 1407 nt
Organism: Helianthus annuus (common sunflower)
Lineage: Eukaryota; Viridiplantae; Streptophyta; Magnoliopsida; Asterales; Asteraceae
Exons: 2
Coding region: 494-1258 (254 amino acids)
Source: RefSeq, a predicted model, not a curated record